This is a messenger RNA of Caenorhabditis sp. 36 PRJEB53466, 6489 nucleotides long. NCBI's taxonomy places the organism in Eukaryota, Metazoa, Nematoda, Chromadorea, Rhabditida, Rhabditidae. The record is from the annotation of a GenBank genome assembly.
AUGGAUCAACGAGAAGUUCCGUUCUUCCGAUGGAUCAACAACUUCAUGUCCUCGUGACUAUCCCUGAAAAUUCCUGGACAUUUUCGUUACUUUCUUUGUCAGAAAAGAGACUGUAAACAAAAGGAAAGGGACUCACAAUACUGGGGAAUGUGAAUCACCUAUUCCUCCGUCCGUCCGUAGACCGACAUCUUAAAGAGGACAAUAAUGAGGGAAGAGAACAGCGCCACAAACUUGAUCUACCGUGUAGUCAAUGGAAAAUUAUUGAUUGAUAUUCUAAAACCUGCUUUUUGUGCUUUUUUGCGAACAUUAUGAAAUUGAAACUGAAAUCCCACAUCCAAACCUGUUUUUUUUCCAGGCAAAGCUCGAGAAAUGAGCGUCUUGCUCACAUUUCUGUUGAGAAUUGCCGCCGAGGCAAACGGGACCCGGAUACAGUGGGCACACCACAACACCCACGCCGUGUGUCCGACCUCGAUUAUGACUCGCCUGCGCCGGCUCGCAGAGGCUUCGACACGCCACCGUCUCCACAGUCGCCGCCAUCAAGACCAAGCUGCGGGAGGACACCGUCGCCGCUCGCCCCAGCACUCACAAACAAUUCGCUGCGGUCGACGGCGACGGUGUACAAUCUGAGGGAUCUUGUUCGACCAACUCCGCUCAAUGUCGGAGUCCCGAACAGGACGAACCGGAAGAGGGUAAGCAAUGCCGAUACCGGAAUUUCGAGCUGAAAUUUUUGUUUUUUUAGAAGAGAACCCGAUGCUCGGCGCCAGCGCCCGGUCGGCAGCAGAUCGUGUUCGGGAACCUUGAGUUCCAAAUCGAUCCGUCGGACGACGAGUUCCGAGCACGAAUCGGCGACAUACUGGGCCGACUUGGGUAAGAUUUCAUGAUUUCAAGCGCCAAAAACUGACUAAACACUCAUUAUUUAUAGGAUCGAUUUGGAUUGGGACGCGGCAACGUUCCCGAACGCCUCGCGGGGACGGCAACACCCGAUCUCUCCAAUCUUCUGGACCAUCGUGGAGGUUCCGAAAGCAGUGGCGGAGGAGAUCGGGCGGGCCGUCGCAGAACACCUGGACAGCUUCAAUCAGCUGGAGUACGGCAAUAACGUAGAGGUUUGUUUAUUUUUUUCGAAAAGAGAAUGUCAGUUUUUUUGACCACGAAGCUUUGCAGAAGUACGUCAUUGUCGAGCUCCACGACACAAAGGAAUCGCGGACCAGGGACGCAUUUCUGCACGCCGCCGCCAGCAACUUCAGGAUGAUGUACCGUCACGACCGAAACUGCUCCGUCACCGUCUGCCACAAACAUCUACUGGUGACGAGAGACGGUUCAGUCCUCGAGAGGCUGUCCGUGAAGGACAUCAAGGACAAGUUCGCGGCCAACUUCGAUGCGAUCAUGCGGAGCAUCCGCCCAACCCAGAGGUCAGGUGUCAAAAUGCUCCUCCAAUGAGACGAUUCGCCUCGCUAUUUUUUCAUUCUGGAAUAUAUUGAUUUUUGAAAGUUUUAUCGUUUAAUGAAUGUUUUAUGAGUCAGACUCCGUACUCAUCGCAUUCUUACGUUGAAAGCUCAUGGCACCGCAACGCAAAAAGAACACGAAAAAUUAUAAGGAAACCGGAAAAAACGAAAGUUACUUCUGAAAUUAAUGCGAUUGAAUUGAAAGAGAUUCGAGAUAGACAACAACUGUUUUCAAGAAAAAAAAGAGAUGAAAUAUCGAAUUUGACGACGCGUUUGUUCAAUAUCUGGCGGAAAUCGAGUGGAAAAGUGAUCGAAAUGAACAUAAAAGUAAAUAUUUGGAAUUUUUGGGUCCAAAUUUAAAUGCGGGAGAAGUCAGAAAAUAAAAGAGAAUCGGGAAUAUCGAGUCACCGAUUCUUCGGUCCUCAAGUUUUCGGAAAACAAGUUAGUGAAAAAAAAAUUGAAAAGAGUGAAGCGAAAAUCGAAAGAUGCCGGGUGGAGGUCGAAGACUCUUUGGAAAUGCGCCUUUAAAAAGACCUACUGUAGAAGCUGGCAAUUGCAAACUUAUUGAACACUUUUUCAGCGCAAAUUCACAAUUCUAUUUGCAUUUGUUAAUUUUUUCCAGAAAAUCCGUUCAAACGGCAUCAAUUUUCAUCAAAUGCUUGAUAACUACAGCCAACUAACACGAAAUGUGAGUCAAUUUCCUCGUAAAAUGUAUCUCACGGUCUCCAGAGCUGACAAUAUGGGCGUGGCCUCGGCCAAAUGGCGUUUUCAUGAAUUGAGCAGAUUUUCUCUGAUUUUUGUGGUCAAAGGCGAUGAAAAAUGAUUGUUCGACAUGAAAACACACUAAUUCUCAGAAUUAAUGACGUUUUGGCGCAUUUUUCGCGGACUUUGCUUUUUCGCCUUCGCCGCCGAUAGCCGCCGAUCGUUGCCUCAAAACCGCACUUCUCAUUUUGCGCUUUCUUGACCGUUUUCAGACAGAAUUGGUUUUGAGAAUGAUAAAUCACGUAAAUACAAGCAUUUUGAGCGCUCGAACCGCGAAGACUACCGAAAAGCAACUGAAAUUCACGCAGUUUUAACCAAAAACCUUCAAACGGAUAAAUGUGAUUUGCGGCUAGACCAAAUUUAACGUUCUUGCUCUUUAAAAAAUUCCUAAUAGCCUAUACAAUCGGUCUAUCGAGAGACAAAGAGAAAUUAUCAGUUUUUCGUGGCUAAUCUGGCAAAAAACACAAAUUUUGCUGUUAAAAUUUGAAUUUCGCGUAUCGCUCUAUUGGACGGGGCGCACUUGCGCCCAUUGUCAGCUCUGCAGGCCGUAUAUCUGUGCAGAUUUUGUGGCAUUUUGAACAUUUAAAACUUUUUAGUUAUUCCCAAAAUUCCGACGAAGUUUCGCGUAUUCUGUUGGGUCCUUCCCAGAAAACUCGCACCAACACUAAGAAUUUCGAGUCUCGUGACGACGAAAUUUAGGCCCAGGCGCCAGGAGCAAAUCCGGUGCCGAAGAAUCUAAUGUUCCGGCGUUCCGGAUAUUCAUCCGCCCAACGAAACCGUUAAAAACGAAACAAAAUGGGUUUUUCCCCUACUUUUUGGUUUUAGGCGACAAAAUUGGGGGACAGUUCGAGGUACGACACUCCAGAUGACUUUUUUCACUGAAAUUAAGCUUCUCAUCCGUUUACACGUCAUCAAUUUGCAUCAACUUUCUUCAGGCACAUAAUCGAAUUGCACUGUACGUCUCCACCGAAUCGGCGGUGAGAGAAUUGAUCGAGAAAUUGUUGGCGAACCGAAAAACCGACAGACUCAUUCAUCAGCGGUAGCCGACUAACAGAAUGACUAUGGAAAAGCCCAAAAGUUCCACUGAAUAAGCGUCUUGGUGAGUCGACUGUUCUGGUACAUAUCUCUCUGCAGAAAUUUUCAAUAUUCGUGCAAUCAAUCGAGGAGAAGGCAUGCUUCUGAAGUGAGCAGAGUGGAUCACAAGAAAGUCUGCUGAAAAAAAAGCUUCCCUGGAUCUCGAUCGAUGAAGGCAGUUCAUCCAUCCGUGACGCACGUCACAUAUCGAGUAGACCUAACAGACUACACACUCAUAAUCCUAACAGACUACACAUUCAUAAUCCUAACAGACUACACAUUCAUAAUCCUAACAGACUACACACAGAAACGGAGAGAAAGGGCCGUUUUGAUCUACUCGAUAUGUGAGGAGUAAGUAUAAAAGGGCCCCCGUGGGAAAGAAUAGCCAUUCAUUCGGACAUACCGACUUGGCGGACGGUCGGAUCGUCUCGUUCUGCCCGCGUUUUGGGCGGGCGGACUUUCCAGACCCUCUGCUAAUCGAUAUCGAUCCGAUAUUUUUCCACCUGUUCUUUCUCCCCUUUCUCUCCGUUACUUCAUUUUCUCUUUCAUAUGUCAAGUCCAUACGGAAGUGAAGUGCACUCUAUUCCGAAGCUAUUUCAGCUGUGAUCCCUGUAAAGUUCCUUUCUUAUCCGACAAAAGUUGCAUAAAUUUCAUUUUGCUUCUAAAUGCUCACAGGAUAUCACAUUUGAGAGAGUUUCUAAAAAAAAUUGCGCUGAACUCUCGGAUGCCUCUAUAUGUAGUAGAAACAAACCGUCCUGUUAUUCCUAUGUAUUUUAUGACACUAAGUUUUCAAAAUCCCCUGUUUCAGGUGCAAGAUUCGGGUCGAAUGAAGCAGUUGCUGGUGAAAGACCAGGCGGCGAAGGAAAUCAAGCCGCUGACGGACCGCGUCAACAUGGAGCUGACGACGUUGAAGAAUCUGACGACGUUGAAGGAUCUUCGGAAGGUGAAGAGGCCUCAAGAAACCUCCCGCUCUUGAUGCAAGCAGUGACUGUCGCUUUUCGAAGUGUCAGUCACUAGGAUCUGAUAGAGUAGGAGGGAGGCGCAUUCCGCCGAGCACUUUGUGAGUUUGCAAGCAGAAUUAGAACCAUAACAAUUGAAUCUUUCAGACGUGCGCAUCCGAAAAAAUGUGACUUUAUGUGACUACAAUAGCUUAGAAGAGGUGUAUUCUUGGGGAGUAUCCGUCUGUACGUCCUUCUCUGAGUAGGGCCACAGCGGUGAUCUUCGUGACGUGAUUUGCCCCGUCACGGAGGAAAAAUCACCGCCCCCACCUUACACGUGGCGUGGUUGACCCCCUUCUCUACGGGGCGGCGGCUCUGCGGACCGUGGGUACUUGAUGCGGACUUGCACGGUCCUUACGGAUCAGAUCCCUUCAAGUGACCCUAACGAUAACUUCUUGAAGGAAGCCUGAGAUGAGAGGGAUGUGGGCAGACAGAGACGGGCACUCUUUGGGGUUAACCUCUUGCGCGCAUGACUUACAUGUUAGAACGAGGAUAUUCGGAAGGCGAAGAGGCCUCAAGAAACCUCUUACUCUUGAUGCAAGCAGUGACUGUCGCUUUUCGAAGUGUCAGUCAUUAGGAUCUGAUAGAGUAGGAGGGAGGCGCUUAGCUUAGAAGAGGUGUAUUCUUCGGGAGUAUCCGUCUGUACGUCCUUCUCUGAGUAGGGCCACAGCGGUGACCUUCGUGACGUGAUUUGCCCCGUCACGGAGGAAAAAUCACCGCCCCCACCUUACACGUGGCGUGGUUGACCCCCUUCUCUACGGGGCGGCGGCUCUGCGGACCGUGGGUACUUGAUGCGGACUUGCACGGUCCUUACGGAUCAGAUCCCUUCAAGUGACCCUAACGAUAACUUCUUGAAGGAAGCCUGAGAUGAGAGGGAUGUGGGCAGACAGAGACGGGCACUCUUUGGGGUUAACCUCUUGCGCGCAUGACUUACAUGUUAGAACGAGGAUAUUCGGAAGGCGAAGAGGCCUCAAGAAACCUCCCGCUCUUGAUGCAAGCAGUGACUGUCGCUUUUCGAAGUGUCAGUCACUAGGAUCUGAUAGAGUAGGAGGGAGGCGCAUUCCGCCGAGCACUUUGUGAGUUUGCAAGCAGAAUUAGAACCAUAACAAUUGAAUGUUUCAGACGUGCGCAUCCGAAAACAAAUCGGAAUCGUCAUCUCGGCGCUGGCCGAAGGAACCAAGUCGCACGUGCCGUACCGUGACUCGAAACUGACGCGCAUUCUUCAAGAGUCGCUCGGAGGAAACUCGCGGACUACGGUCAUAAUUUGCGCGUCGCCGUCGCACUUCAACGAGGCGGAGACCAAGUCGACGCUGCUUUUCGGACAGAGAGCCAAGACGAUCAAGAAUGUGGUGCAGGUGAACGAGGUGCUGACGGCCGAGGAGUGGAUGCGCCGAUACGAGAAGGAGCGCGAGAAGGUACGCUUUUUUUUAAAAUGUAAUUGCCCUUUUGGACAAGAAAAUUUUUUCAAGUGAUUUUGUGUAAAAUGAAUGAUUUUAGGUGACCCGCCUGUCAACCCUCCUCCAAACAGCCGCCCUGGAACUCUCACGCUGGAGAGCCGGCGAAUCAUUGUCCGAAUUGGAAUGGAUCAACCUGUCGGAGACGGCGCAGAUGGCAGUCUCGGAAGUGUCGGGCGGUUCCACUCCACUUAUGGAAAGAAAGAAGCCGCUGACGGACCGCGUCAACAUGGAGCUGACGAUGUUGAAGAAUCUGACGACGUUGAAGGAUCUUCGGAAGGCGAAGAGGCCUCAAGAAACCUCCCGCUCUUGAUGCAAGCAGUGACUGUCGCUUUUCGAAGUGUCAGUCACUAGGAUCUGAUAGAGUAGGAGGGAGGCGCAUUCCGCCGAGCACUUUGUGAGUUUACGCUUUUUUUAAAAUGUAAUUGCCCUUUUUGGACAAGAAAAAUUUUUUUCAAGUGAUUUUUGUGUAAAAUGAAUGAUUUUUAGGUGACCCGCCUGUCAACCCUCCUCCAAACAGCCGCCCUGGAACUCUCACGCUGGAGAGCCGGCGAAUCAUUGUCCGAAUUGGAAUGGAUCAACCUGUCGGAGACGGCGCAGAUGGCAGUCUCGGAAGUGUCGGGCGGUUCCACUCCACUUAUGGAAAGAAAGAAGCCGCUGACGGACCGCGUCAACAUGGAGCUGACGAUGUUGAAUAAUCUGACGACGUUGAAGGAUCUUCGGAAGGCGAAGAGGCCUCAAGAAACCUCCCGCUCUUGA